Rhopilema esculentum is the source of this 2912-nucleotide messenger RNA. The record is from RefSeq and is a predicted model, not a curated record. Lineage: Eukaryota; Metazoa; Cnidaria; Scyphozoa; Rhizostomeae; Rhizostomatidae.
ACACUUUCUGGGCAAUUCUACUGAAAAUUCGAAAAAAAUCAAGUUUUUUUAUUUUAAAUGAUUCAGGGUCCAAAUUCUUUGAAUUUCUUUGUGGUUGUCUCAGUUCUUCAAAAUUACGACUCCCCUUUGAUAUUCAGCCCCUUUUUCUCACCCCACUCUAUGGUCAAAUUGUAGAAAAUCAGCUGAUUCCUAAAACCUGAGAUUUAGACGUCGCUCGCUGCUUCCCGAGGCAUCAUUUUGAUCCUUGGAGAUUGCCUGAAAUGCCUAUUAUGAAUUUGCCUACAUUAUCAUGCCUACAGUACGAGGAAGAGGCUCAAAUGUCGUUGGGUGUGUUUGAGCAACAUCAACCAAUCACGGGAUGGUUGAUUUCUGCUGGUCCAAUCAGAUGAAGAGUUUCCAUAACAACAAGCUACUUUCAGCCUGUGUAUCGAUAUUCUAACUGUGUGUAUGAACAUAAGUGUGAGCAACUUCGAUUAGAAAACCGUUAUUUCACACGUCAAAAGUUACCAGAAUCUCGUGAAAAGAAGUUAGUUUUAUUCGCCAAUAUGUCGUCCGAGGAUCAAUCCAAUCUAAAAAGGAAAUUUUCGAGUAAAAGACGAAGUAAGAAGAAGUUUAGAGGAGUUAGGCCAAGCGAGAUCGUUUGCCAGGAAAGUGAAGAGCAAGUGGAGCAGCAACUAGCUGCUGAAAAUGUCCAGUCUACUAAGGACAUCCAAGACGAUGUGCAAGGUGCUAGUGCACGGAAGCUUUCUGCCCAAAUUGAGCCCAACUUUAAAUCUGAAGGCUUUCGUAUCAUAAGUAUGGAAUUUCUGCAGUCACUUCUGGAUAUCACUGCAGUUUGCCAGAAAUGUAAAUAUGGCAAGCUUCAAGUGAAGGAAGAAACAGAGAAAAAAAUGGGACUGGCAUCAUUGAUUGUUGCAGAGUGUCAGCAAUGUUUGAAGAGGGUAGAAAUGUACACCUCUCCCAACUGCAAAAAUUCAAAAGGGUUUGAAAUAAACCGUAGAGCUGUACUUGGUGCAAUGGAAAUUGGGGGUGGAGAGACAUCUCUUUUGAAGCUUUGUGCUUAUUUGAACAUUCCCUCCCCAAUGUCGCAUGACACAUACAGCUCAACUAUGAAAAGCAUACAAGGUUGUCUAAAAAAUAAGGUAGCAGAGAACAUGAGAGAUGCUGCCAAAGAGGAGAAAGACCAGGAGACCAACCACACCGAGUGUAAUGUGAUGCUUGAUGGUACCUGGCGAAAAAGAGGUUUUUCCUCUCUGCAAGGUGCGGUUACUGCCAUCUCAGCAAAGACAGGAAAGUGUCUUGAUUUUGAGACACUAAACAAAGUGUGCCAUGGUUGUUCAACCUGGAAGUCCAAGCCAGAUUGUCCAGAGAAAGAGAAAUGGUUGGCUGAGCACAACUGUACAACAAAUUAUCAUGGCUCAGCUCCAGCUAUGGAGCCAGAGGGAGUGAAGAGAAUCUUCCUCCGAUCAGAAGAACUUCACCAGUUGCAGUAUACUGGAUACAUUGGAGAUGGUGACUCCAAAGCAUACAACAAUGUAUCCAGCCUAAAGCCAUAUGGUGAGAAAACAAUAAAAAAGCAUGAAUGUGUUGGACAUGUGCAAAAACGCCUUGGAACUGCACUUCGUAAAGUGAAAACAAAGUAUGCUGGACAGAAAUUGAGUGAUGGUAAAUCAAUAGGGGGCUAUGGUAGGCUAACAGCUGAUAGAAUUGACAGACUGCAAACCUACUAUGGCCUUGCUAUCCGCCGUCACAAGAAUGAUUUGGAGGGAAUGAAAAAAGAAGUUUGGGCAGGACUUUAUCAUUCUGCUUCAACAAAUGAUGAGCCCCAGCACCAAUAUUGCCCUGAAGGGCCAGAGACAUGGUGUAAAUUUAACAAGGCAGCUCUCAAGUCUGAAUCUUAUAAUCAUUCAAAGCCUCUACCCAAAGCAGUGAUGGAAGUUUUGAAGCCAAUUUAUGAACGGCUUUCUAAAGAUUCAGUACUUGAAGGUUGCCUUGGAGGCUACACCCAAAACAGCUGCGAGUCAUUGAAUCAUUUGAUUUGGGCUAGAUGUCCAAAGACUAUGGCCUCUGGAAAAGUCCAUCUUGACUGUGCUGCUGCUGCUGCUGUAAUUGUGUUUAAUAGUGGGAAUAUGGCCAUGUGUGGUGUCCUUGAAGAGCUUGGAGUUGAACCUGGGCGCCAUACUGCCCAUAUAUUACAAAAGCUAGACAGAAAAAGAGUAAAAGAGAGCAAUGCCAGUGCAACAGAAAAGAACAAAAAAAUCAGAAAAACUAGAAGGACCCAUGGAAAAGCUGCAGAUGACAGAAUGCAGCAAACUGAAGGACUAACUUAUGCAUCUGGAAGUUUUUAAUUCAUCUUGUCAUUAUAUUUCUCAAAAAUUGACAUGACCGACUUUUUAAUUGCGUUUUUCUCGAACGUUAUUUUUACGCUUAUGUUCAAUUUUGUGACACAUGUUUUAUGCUGAUCAUAAGGAGAAUAUAUAUGAAAAUUGGCUGACAUGUACUAUUUUUCAUGCUCUACACAAUGAUAGAGAGAUAAAUCACAUUAAUUUAGUCUGGAAAAAUCCUAGAUACCCUGAUCAUGCUUCAUUUUAUCAAUUUUGCGAUGCACAGAUUUCCAAUACUGAUUUCACCAAUUUUUUACAACAUUUGAAAAAAAUAUAUCUAUAGUUGUGAAAAGUAAUGUUUUAAGAUACUUAAUCUAAAUUAUCAGACAUGUGCUAGGAGCUGGAUGGUUACAAUUUGUGUCAGUACUUUAACACAAAUUUCGUGAUGUCACACAUCAGGUAUUCUAUUGUUUUUGGAAUUUUUGUUAUAAAUUUGAUUUUUUGUACCAAUAUUACUUUUUGACCAAAACAUGUGAAGUUCAGGCUACCCCAACUGUGAAUUCCAGCCCAACCCAGAAAGUGUCCUUA